Messenger RNA from Beta vulgaris subsp. vulgaris (sugar beet), 1168 nucleotides. RefSeq lists its product as hypothetical. The transcript is spliced from 4 exons. Gene Ontology annotation, biological process: vacuolar proton-transporting V-type ATPase complex assembly. The record is from RefSeq and is a predicted model, not a curated record. Gene Ontology annotation, cellular component: endomembrane system. Lineage: Eukaryota; Viridiplantae; Streptophyta; Magnoliopsida; Caryophyllales; Amaranthaceae. Bases 142 to 825 code for a protein of 227 amino acids.
AUGGUCCAACCAACUCCAACAUCAACUCCAAUUUCAAUGUCAACAAAAUUUCAAUCUCUCUUUCUCUCUCAAACACCCAAAAUUUGAAGAAAAGAAGAACAAUAAUCUUCAUUUUGUUCCAGUCAAUCAAAUUAAUAAAAGAUGACUGCAAAUAAUGAAUCAGAAGCUCCAACUUCUUCAUCUUCCACCAUUUCAACUACAAUUACUGAUACUUCUUCACCCCUGAUUUUAUCAAAUACAGAAAUCAUACGCUCUUUUCUCAACUCGUCAUCAUCAUCAUCAUCAAAUCUCCCUGAAAAUCUCCAGCAAUCUGCACUUUCUCUCUCCUCCCAACCUUCGAUUCCUUACCAAUCACUGCGAUCCAUUUGGGUUUCGUCUGACCCCACAACCAGACCUUCUUUCUCUCUUCUCCUUCGUGGGUCUUCUUUUCUCUUCACCAGCCCUAAACCUCGAGAAAAGAGCGAAGAGCUGAAAGCAAGAUUGAGGAAGUUAGAGGUAUUAGCUGAGAGAAAAGCAUAUGCCGAGCUAGUGAAAGAUAUUACUCCAAAGAAAAGCCCAGAAGAGCCUUUCUCAUCUUACAAGGACCAACUUGGAUUUGGUUUACAUGUUGUGGUCAUAAUGUUUACUGGUUACCUCGUUGGAUUCAUCGCUUUCAGGGCAUUGUUCAACCGCAACCUUGUCAUGAGUACUGCUGGAGGCAUCCUUGGGUUGGUUUUUGGUAUGCUUCUGGAAACACUUCUCUUCAUCAUUAGAACAACAGAUCACAGUGAUAGAUCAUCGACUCGUCGUGGGUCUUCUAACUUGAGGAUAAAGAAAAAUCAAUGAUAUUUUUGCAGCCUGGGUGCCUGUCUCUCUUUCUCUCUACAAAAUCUGUAUGGUUGUGAAGUGAAGAAUAUGAGAAAUAAGUUCUUUGUUUCUUGUAUAAAAUAUUUUCUUUCUCCCGAAAUAAGUUUCAAUCUAUGACACCAAUAAACAAGAGUAAGCUACUUGUAGGUUGUACUGUUGUAGCUAGAGUGUUAGAAGCUUCAAUAGAUACUACAAUUAUACUUGAGAAGCUAGAAAGUUAACAACUUUACUUACUUGAGAGACUUUUUUUUCCGGAAAAAAUAUCCGCACAUGUUGUGAAGAUUGCUUGGAGGAAUGGCAAAGAUGGUUUAGGUUUCUUGAA